UCGACGCGAACAGGGCAAGCUUGCGACCGGUGCAAGAUACGUAAGAUAAGAUGCGAUGCACGCCCCGGCGGCUGCUCACCCUGUCUGCAAAACAACAGCGAAUGCAAAACGACCGAUCGCAUCACCGGCCGAGCGACCUCCCGCGGCCAUACCGAGGUCAUCGAGAAUGAGAAUGCCUCGCUGAAGAUGUACCUCCUCGAGCUGCAGCAGCAACUGAAAGAGAAUGGUGUCGAGCCGAAGCCUCCUCAGGUCAUACGCCAUGGACACAUGCCGACCAAUGCCUCAAUACCAUUUUGGGGCCAGGGUCAGAAUGGAGCGUGGAAUCCGGACCAGCAUGGCGCAUAUCCUCCUUCUGCGGCUUCUGCUUCUGCCGCGCCGGAGGAGAGGAGUGCGCAGACGAGCUUGCUGCCGGACUUUCGCGCGGGAUGUAUUGGGGAUAACUACCUUGGGGUGCAGAGUGGGAACAACUGGCUGAGUCCGAUUGAAGGGACAUCUCUCGCGCUGUUUGGCACGAAGAUUGACCUCGCCGAGUUCAUGCCUUCUGAGCACGACCCGUUAACUUCCGCCAUGUCAUAUCGGACGUUCCUCAGCCACGCAUUCGGUCGAGCACAACCCUUCGUACCGACGAUGCCACCCUACGAGCAGUGCAAGGUGUACGCGGAAUGGUUCUUUCGCUCUGUCACGCCUUUCACGCCAGUUCUCCACAAGCCUCACUUCAUGGAUCUUCUGGAUCGCAUCCAUCACCAAAACUACCAGCCAACUCACGCCGAGACUGUCAUGGUCCACAUGGUCCUUGCCAUCAUCAACUUCCAAUUCUCCUCCCGAAACUCUAACGAGCAGGCUCGUCACGACGCCAUGAGCCAUUACCAGUAUGCGCUCAAGUUCAUUCCAGAUCUAAUCACCGGACACAAGCUAGAGGAUAUCCAAGCACUAACACUCAUCUGCUCUCAACUGCGAAACCAGCCACGUCCGGGUGCAGCAUGGAUGUUCACGAAUAUGGUAAUGGGUGUGGCUUUGGAGUCUGGACUGCACCGAUCGGCGAAAGCAUGGCAAACUUCCCCAUCCCAGCGUGAUGCACACCAUUUGGAGAUGCGAAAACGCACAUUCUGGACCCUGCUCAUCCUCCAUGUCCACAUUAGUGGUAAGCUGGGGCGUCCAAUGCCAUUUCGCAUGGAAGACUUCGAUAUCGAGAUACCGGAUGCGGUAGACGAUACGGUACGAACUGAGAAUGGCACGGAGAAUAAGAUCUGCUCGUUCCGGGCUGGCAUCGAGGGCUUCAAGCUGGUUAGGAUCAUCAUUCAAAUCUACUCGUCCAUCUACUCGGUCAAGUCCACUGGUCAAUACGACGCCAACCUGCGACAUCUCGAUAAAGAGCUGGCAGAAUGGGAAGCCCAGGUGCCUGUGGAAUUUUCCAUGUCGCAAGCCAAAGACGAAGACCGCGUUUGUGCAUUGUACCUCGAUAUGGGAAUGGCAGAGGCGAAAUUGCUCCUUCAUCACCCCUCUCUCUGUCGAUCGAUGUCGGAGCAGACGAUGCAGUCCAAUCUUGACAGCUGUCUGACUUGGUCGUCUCGCCUUUUGGCCAGCGCUACACAACUCAAGGAUCGGAAGUCUCUGGAUACUACGUGGUACUCCUCCGUCAACUUCCUCGCGGCCAUCUUCACCACACUUUUUGCUUAUACCGAGCGAAGAGACACGAUCACCAGUUCAGAUCUCACACGGCUGCGUCAAGACAUGGACCAAUGGCUCGCCGUCUUUGCUGAA
Messenger RNA from Zymoseptoria tritici IPO323, 1761 nucleotides. RefSeq lists its product as uncharacterized. The annotation marks the transcript as partial. The transcript has 2 exons. Gene Ontology annotation, biological process: regulation of DNA-templated transcription; DNA-templated transcription. The record is from RefSeq and is a predicted model, not a curated record. Gene Ontology annotation, molecular function: DNA binding; zinc ion binding; DNA-binding transcription factor activity, RNA polymerase II-specific. Lineage: Eukaryota; Fungi; Ascomycota; Dothideomycetes; Mycosphaerellales; Mycosphaerellaceae.